AUGAGUUGUAUAUUCAUUAGUAACUAAAAAGAUUCAUUAUUAGUAUUAGACACUUAAAUGCGACAUUGAUUUUCGUUUAUUUGUUUGCCAGUAUGACUUCGGCGAAGAAUAGGGAGCGUAUUUUGGAGGCGAUUGACCAGUUGCGGCGACGAAAGGCUCGCCCGGAUAUACAAAGAAUUUGUAAUUACUUAUUCCGGAGAUUUGCUAUCAACUCGGUGGAGGCAAGAUCAGAUUUGGACUGGUGUGUUGCCAAUAAUUACGUGCUCAAAGUAGAGUACAAAGGCAGCAUAAGUUAUCGAAAUGCAGCUAAGAAAUACGCUCAAAUGAAACAACGUGACCCGCGAGCCAAACUAACAGCACACAAGCAAAAUCAACAGAUUCAAGGUGGCGUUGGGAAUGACAAAAUGAUCAAGCAAUUUAGCGAACUGCUGACGAACGCUUUUGGGGAAUUAAUCGUAGAUGAACCCGACUACUUGGAAUUAGGUGUUCCCGGUCCUGAAAUAAUCAGCAACAUUCUGGCGAAAGACAGUGUACGCUACACGAAAAAAUACAUCAGCAUCCUGUUGGAAAAAGAAGUGCAAAGUGGCGGACUGAUAAGAACGGCCAAUGGUCAUUACCUUAUGGGUCCCGCUGCCAGGGAUGAAGAUGACGUGAUCAAAAAGGAGAAAGAGAAAGCGGAUGACUGGAAGUCCGCGAAAGCAGAGAUGGAGGUACUCCGAAGGAAUGAGGCGAAGAGAGAUAGAGAUUCGAAAAAUCAGGAUAAUGGACAUGAUGAUUAUUUUGGUCCUGGAAAUGCAAAGACGUCGAAAAAAGUAGAACCUAAAAAGCUGGGGAGUUUCGAGAAUAUGGAUUCUUCCACGAACUCAGCUGAUGAGAAGAAAUCUGACAGCACUUUGAGGAUUGGUGGGAGGAGAAAGAGAGCAAAAAAGGUCUUUGAUCCAUCAGACAACCAUGUCCCAAAGAAGAGAGGACGCCCCCUUGGUUCUCUGAAUCGUUCCACUAUUGAAAAACAAACAGUCACAAAAGUUAAUAGUGAUGAUAGUAGACCUGAUUCGCGAACCUCUAGCUAUGGUAGAGACCAAGGAGGGGUAUGCUCAGUUUGUCACUUACAGAACAAAAGGGGGCCCAAUGAUCGUAUGGUUGCAUGUAGAGAAUGCAGUAAUAAAGCACAUUUCAGUUGUCUGAAUGGAGAUGACAUGAUGCUUAAAAUGUACCCAGAUAAUACUUGGCAAUGCCCACACUGCAAAACAUGUAUAGUAUGUUUUGAAACCUCAGAUGCUGGAUCUCUUACUGUCUGUUCUGUAUGUGCUGAUGCUUAUCAUGCUCGUUGUCAUCAGCCAAAAAUUGGUGAAAAAUUUCGAAUUGGGCAGAAGUGGCUGUGUAUUAACUGUCAGAUGCCUGAGCAGUUGAAAAUCAAUGAGAUUGAGUCAAACAUUGGGAAUUCCUUCACACACAAAUUCAAAUUCACUGAAAACUGCGACGCGAGCCGCUCGAACUCGCGCAGCUCCUCCCCCUCCUACGCCACCGCCUCCCCCUCCUCAUCGCCCCCCCGUCUCAGCCCCCAAACGACCUUGACGACGACGACGACAGGGAGGGGCGGCCGCAUCAAGUCGGCCGACAGCGAGUCCCCGGGCCUCGAGGAUUCGCGCAGCGCCAAAGAAGAAGAAGAAGAAGAGGAGGAGGAGGAGGAAGAAGAGGAUGAGGAGGAGGGAGGGGACGGGCGCGGUAUCGAUCCGUCCAUUCCGGACGCGACGCAUUGGACGGCCGACGAGGUGUACCAGUAUUUCGCGCAGUAUUUUCCCGAGGAGGCGAAGAUAUUCAAGGAGCAGGAAAUUGAUGGUCGGUCUCUACUUUUACUGAAGCGAUUGGAUGUUUUGACAAAUUUGAAUUUGAAAUUGGGCCCUGCAUUGAAGAUUUACAAGCAUGUAGUGAAGCUACAAGUGAGAAGGGAUGACCCGAGAUUGUAUUGGCUCUGA
This is a messenger RNA of Phaedon cochleariae (mustard beetle), 1976 nucleotides long. The record is from the annotation of a GenBank genome assembly. Lineage: Eukaryota; Metazoa; Arthropoda; Insecta; Coleoptera; Chrysomelidae.